AUGAACGAAUUGAGACGCGAGUCGCGCGGCGGACCUGAUCGAGAGUGGUUCCAGAGAGAGAAGAAGCGCAUGGAAGACGAGAUUCGAGAGGAGAUGCAAGAAGCCGUGUCGAACGUGUACAUAUUGAGCCAAAAUAUCGAGCAUCUCAAUGACGUGGGUCAAGAAGUCGUGGCCAUUUCGUCCGUGUGGGUAGAUUUUCUACGUCGGACAACGGCGUCUUCAAACAGCAGAGCACGCUAA
Molecule: messenger RNA, 240 nt
Organism: Hyaloperonospora brassicae
Lineage: Eukaryota; Oomycota; Peronosporomycetes; Peronosporales; Peronosporaceae
Source: the annotation of a GenBank genome assembly